Molecule: messenger RNA, 4601 nt
Organism: Scophthalmus maximus (turbot)
Lineage: Eukaryota; Metazoa; Chordata; Actinopteri; Pleuronectiformes; Scophthalmidae
Gene: tada2b
Product: transcriptional adaptor 2B
Exons: 2
Coding region: 157-1686 (509 amino acids)
Biological process (GO): chromatin remodeling; regulation of transcription by RNA polymerase II
Cellular component (GO): nucleus; SAGA-type complex
Molecular function (GO): transcription coactivator activity; zinc ion binding; chromatin binding
Source: RefSeq, a predicted model, not a curated record
GCUGCAAAUCCCGUGUGCCCCUGUAGUCAAUGAAAACUGUUCGUUUUGUUUCGGUUGUCCUGGAAACUGGCGGCGGGGCGACCAAUCGCGGUCCACUCCCAUCGAUAUUGAAAAAGCAGGACGUGAGUGGCUGGCGCCGCGAGCCCGGCGGUGCGCAUGCGCGCACGUCCGCGCUCCGACAACAAGAAGCAGGAGCCAGGCAACAUGGCCGACCUGGGCAAGAAGUACUGCGUGAACUGCCUCGCAGACGUCACCAACCUGCGGCUCCGCUGCACCGACUGCCCCGACAUCGAGCUUUGCCCCGAGUGCUUCUCGGCGGGCGCGGAGAUCGGCAACCACCGGAGAUGGCACGGCUACCAGCAGGUCGACGGCGGCCGCUUCUCGCUCUGGGGUCCCGAGGCGGAGGGAGGAUGGACCAGCAGGGAAGAGCAGUCGUUGCUCGAUGCCAUCGAGCAGUAUGGAUUUGGAAACUGGGAGGACAUGGCCGCUCACGUUGGAGCAUCCCGUACUCCGCAGGAAGUCAUGGAACACUAUGUCACCAUGUACAUCCAUGGAAACCUGGGCAAGGCCUGCAUCCCUGACAGUAUUCCCAACCGUGUAACCGACCACACCUGCCCAAGUGGGGGCCCCCUGUCGCCAAGCCUCACCACCCCUCUCCCCCUGCUGGAUAUCAGCCUGGCGGAGCAGCAGCAGCUGGGCUACAUGCCGCUGCGUGACGACUAUGAGAUCGAGUAUGACCAGGACGCGGAGAAGCUCAUUAGCGGGCUCUCUGUGAACUACGAUGACGAGGAUGUGGAAAUUGAAAUGAAACGUGCCCACGUGGACAUGUAUGUGCGGAAGCUCCGAGAACGCCAGAGACGUAAGAACAUUGCCCGAGACUACAACCUGGUGCCCGUAUUCCUGGGCCGAGACAAGAAAGACAAGGAGAAGGAGAAACCGGGAGCGCUGGGAGUCGUGGCCACUGCCGGUGGUGUCGGAGGUGUGGGAGCUGGAUGUGGUGCGAUUGGAUCCGGUUCGGCAACAGCGGCGGGAUCGGGUUCCGUUCCGAACACACCCAAAAGGAAAAUCACCAAGGAAGAGAAGGAUCAGCGGGUCAGGCUGCGGGGGCUCUGCCAGUUCAUGGCCCAUCGGGAGUUUGAAGACUUCUUCGAGAAUAUGCACAAAGAACGCGUGCUGCGGGCCAAGGUGCGUGAGCUGCAGCGCUACCGACGCAAUGGCAUCACCCGUCUGGAAGAGUCUGCGGAGUAUGAAGCCGCACGCCACAAACGGGAGAAACGCAAGGAGAACAAAAGUGUGGUCACCUCCAAACGGGGCAGUGGAGGAGGGGGUGGGCUUGGCUCUGGGAUGGGACUUGGGGGUGGCGCCGGAGGGGGAGGCGGCAUUGCUGGAGGGUUAGGGGUAGGAGGCGGGAUCAAGGAAGAGUGUAAGGAUGGGGAGUUUGCUGCCAUCGAGAAUCUGACGGGCUUUGAGCUGCUGUCGGACCGGGAAAAGAUGCUGUGCAACUCUCUCAACCUGAGCCCAGCGCGCUACCUGACUGUGAAAACCAUCAUCAUCAAAGAUCACCUGCAGAAGCGGCAAGGCAUCCCGGCUAAGAGCCGGCUGCCCAGCUACUUGGACAAGGUCCUCAAGAAGCGCAUCCUCACCUUCCUCACAGAAAGUGGCUGGAUAUCACGAGACGCCUCUUAGCGACUCCAUUUUUCAUCUGGAAGUAGUGAGCAGAGGAUUGCCGGUGGCUUGUUAUGCUAUAAGCUGUGGAGGCAGGACAAAACUACUGGCUGUCACCAUUUUUUUUUCUAAUUCAAAGGUGACCUUGUGAAUAUGUACAUUGCAAAGAAAGAGGAUGCUGGGGGGGAAAAUAUUUUCAUACCAAGUACAACGGACAAAAAUAAGCCUUUAUUUUUGCAUUUGGAAAGAGUCGGGUGGAAUACGACUCUGGGUUCACAGUCAUUUUUGUGUCCAUAUUGUUAUUAGCAUCACUUGCAGACGUCUAUUGUGACAUAAUAUUUGAAUUCCAACAUCACAUUCACUGGAAGUGGAAACUAAGUCUCACAGCUACAUUCAAAAUGAUCACCCGUGUGGUUUGUGAUUUUUGUCAACUUUGUUCCCCGUUUCAUCAUUUAAAGUUGCAUUUGGAAACUUUUUCUACAGGAAGUAGCUGUUUGAAUUCUCUCACAUUUUUCCAUCUGGUGUCUUUGAUCCAUCUCUUUCCGUCUCACUGGCUACAAGGGAAGGGAAAGAAAAAGCAGCUCUCUCUUGACGGAGCACUUGGCUGUUUAAUAUAUAUUAAACAUAUAUUGAGUAUCGGUUUGGGGGGGGGUCAUACAUUGGCCAGUGAGUAGCAAAAAUGCCAAAGAUAUGUGAAGAGAUGAUGUAGAAUCAGUGUUGCCCUUACACAGUCUGUCCACCAGGGAGCAUUGACAAAUUAAUUUUUUUUUCAAAUGCAAAACAUCCCUCUCGGGACAAAUGGUUACAAUUCUGGAAUGAAUACAUUUUAAGGGUCCUGAUUUUAAAAAAUCUAGUUAAUUCAAGUUAUUUUUUUUAUUUAAAAAAAGAAAAAGUUCUCUCUCUAUAAUAUCAAGUAGCCACACCAAAAAAGCAAUAAUGCAAAAAAAAAAGCCCACACAGCUCUAGAUAUUAUUUAUUAUGAGUGUAACCUGCUGUCGGUAACCAAACGAUCCAUCCAUCCAUCAACUGUCUGUUGCCAGAUCUGUCUGUUGCCAAAUCCUUACGUCACAUAUUUUGAACUGAGCCAUGGAUUAUUCCCUUGGAAAUAGGUGAAAAUAUCAACAACAACAACAAAAAAUGCCCUAUGUCGCAAUGUUAAAAGUUUCGUGGAAGUCGAAUCAAGUCAUUUUUUUGGUGAAAUUCUGGUGACUUACAAACAGACGGGGGGAAAAUGUAGCCUCCUUGUCUGGCGUAAUGACACAGAGAAAAACAGAAAUGAGGUGGCACAACCCCAACUCUGGCAGAAAACUAUGUUCACGUAAGAACCAUGUACUCACAGCGGGAAAUCUGAAAGAGAAGACAAGUGUUUGGGGCCAUUUUAUUUUGACCUAUUAGUUUUCUGAAAUAUACUUCGGAGCUCAUCUUUCUGAAUCUUUUGAAUGUUCCGCUGUGCCAUUUGAGCACAAUCCUAACAGUUUUGGUUUUCGUUUACCGCGUGUGUGUGUGUGUGGUGGGCUAAUGUUACACCUGUUGAACACUUACAACAAGAAGGAGGUACGGUCUCUGGAUGAGCUGUGUGAGUCAUAAAUCUGUCAUAUUUCGUGUGUGCUGCCUCAAACCACGUCCUGAACACUAAAGCUGAUUAACCUUCACACUGAUAUCUUGUGAGCCCAUUCAGACCCGGUCUUAACAUCCGUCCUGCGCCAUCUGAUCGAGAGUGGUCAGCUCUAAGUCACAGGUGAGUGUGACUGCACCAGAGACGCAUCGUGGACGUAUUUGAGAUCUAAUCAAUGUGGACGUAUUCGAGAUCUAAUCAAUCUGACCACAUUGGGAGGUGAUCUGGUCGGACCCCAACCAUUGAUUAUUUGUGACUACGACUACAGUAUAACCAUCCCCGCCACAUAUUAAUCUCCUGUUUUGUUUUGUUUUCAAAUUGUAUAUCGACACCUAACAUGUAUUCAUCCGCCACAGGAAAAAGUCCCCACAACAAAUAUAGUUUUCUCGUGUUUGCUUAAAAAAAGAAUAAAAAACAACUACAUUGCCCAGCUCUUUCUGGCAAAUGUAAGUUUACACUGAUGAUCUGUUCUUCCUGAAGAGGAGGUUGAUUAACCUUUUGUUGACUUGAGCUUGUGGGAAAUGAUUUAGUGAACCACAGAGCUACAGUAUGAGAAACUUUUUAAAAAUUGUUCUAAAAAUAAAAUCAUAGUUCUAAAAUUUAUAGUGGGUAAGCUCGACUCGAGUUCGAGUAUUGCAGCUGCAUAUUAACCCAUUGCUAACAUGUUCUGAUUGAGAUAUGUUAGGCUGCUGUUGAGGGUUUGUUGAAGAAGAUAAUGGCUGAGCAACCGGCACCAGACUGUGCAUGGUAUCAUUUUUGAAAUAAGAAAUCAUAAGCAUUUUUCACUCAGGGGUGUCGGCUCAAACGGCAAACAGUCCAACUGACUGAGCCUGUAAAACAUUUUUUUUUCCACGCCAGGUUUUGACAAGUGGUGUCGUUCUGCAUGUGCAAAGCAAAUGUUCCAAAGUAACGCGUUUCAGUGUAAAUGUCUCAAAUGAAAAAUACGGCAAUUGGAUUUUUGUUAUUCUAGUUCCCAGUGGAAGGAAAUAUCUUUUGUAAAGGUGUGUGUGGUUACUUAAUGUCACCACAUGUAAAUAAUUUUGUAAGAUAAAUUUGGAAAAAGAAAGUAUAAUUACUGAUCUGUGAAUUGUACAGUAUUUUGUGUCAUGGAUUUUCUUUUCUAUAUAGUUUUUUUUUAAUAAAAAAAACAACUAAUUUUUUGGGUGACGAGAGAAUCAUUUUCUAAAGCUUUGGAUAUAGAGAUUGCAUUUUGUCUUGUGAUCUUGUCUCCAUGGUGAUACUGUUGAGUUGUCCUUUUUCUUUGUUGUUGCACAAGACGAGGUUUGUAUGCAGAUGUAUUAAAAGUGCAAAUACUUUAUAA